Dibothriocephalus latus is the source of this 618-nucleotide messenger RNA. The record is from the annotation of a GenBank genome assembly. Lineage: Eukaryota; Metazoa; Platyhelminthes; Cestoda; Diphyllobothriidea; Diphyllobothriidae.
AUGGACUACACCCUUGCAACCUACAAGUCACCGCAGUAUGAGGACCUUGCAUUUAGAAUUCUUCGAGACCGCUUAAUUGAAAUCGGAUAUCCCACAAAACUCGCACACUUCGAUUAUGAGCCAUCGUUUCCAGCACGAGGACUUUGGUUUGACACACUGUACGGAACUAUGCUGAAAAUUGAUCAUUUUGGAUCUAUCCUUAUGUGUCUCAGAGGAUUCAACACAAUUUCUCAUGCCGAAAUAUGUGAAUUGUAUCCCAACAAGUUUCUAAAGUAUGACGAAUCCAGAAUAAAGAUAAUGAGCACUCUUUUUGAUCUACCAAAACUUCAUUUAUUGGCAUGUAUUGUCCACAUGUUCCAAAACAACUCUGAAUUUAAAAAAGAGAACAACGGAGUAAGACUGGGAUCCUUGUACAUGUCCUAUAAAUCUGUCUACGAGGAUGUGGACGAAGUGACUGAUUGGAUGCACCGAGGCGAAUUAAAAAGGCAGACAGUUGCCAAUCUGGAUUACUAUGUCGAACAAAACCCUGAGACCCUUCUCCUGUUGGACAACAACCGCAGUGCUGAGAUGCUCACUAAACUAUUGUUUACCAUGUCCUUCUUGAUUGUCCCUAGUUGA